GGGAGUCUAGCUAGCCUCAUUAUCCUAUCCGAUAAUGCUGAUUGGUGGGAGAAGUUGAAGAUAAACAUUCUCCUUACGCGGAGAGGCGUGACAUUGUCGCUGAUUGCGCAGAUUCUAGUCGCAGUCCUAUCUUGGAUAUUAACGGCCAUUUUGGCUAUCAUAUCCUCGUUAGGUGAUGCAUCUGGAGCUUGCCGGCUUCUACAACAAUUGCUGGUGUGACAGCACAUACUUAAGUAAGGGUGCCGCAGGUUGGAUCCUCCUCUUCGUUGUUUCGAAUCAUACGACGCAAGCAACAACAGCGCCCUGGGUUGGUAGCGUGUUCCUCAGCGCCUUCGUCGGUGCAAGUAGUUGUGGCCUGUUCUGGCUCUACUGUCGAGGCAAUCGGGCUUGAUAUGGUAAACAUAGCCCGUUGCCUAUCUUGGCGUUGCAGAUAUUAUAAGAAAUAAAAUGUGUAAUUAUUCAUAUCUCAUUCCUGCGAUCUGGU
Messenger RNA from Xylaria bambusicola, 484 nucleotides. RefSeq lists its product as uncharacterized. The record is from RefSeq and is a predicted model, not a curated record. The coding region runs from base 176 to 391 and encodes 71 amino acids. The transcript has a single exon. Lineage: Eukaryota; Fungi; Ascomycota; Sordariomycetes; Xylariales; Xylariaceae.